This is a messenger RNA of Thamnophis sirtalis, 739 nucleotides long. The record is from RefSeq and is a predicted model, not a curated record. Lineage: Eukaryota; Metazoa; Chordata; Lepidosauria; Squamata; Natricidae.
CUCGGCUCUGGUGGCCCGCAGCGAGAUGCACAAGCCACGCUCACCCAUAUUCCGCAGAGGCAAAAAAUGCCGCGAUACAACACAUAACAUCACGAUGUCACAUGGCGCCAAUUGAGUUUGACACCCGUGAUCUAGACCUUCAUCUUGAGCCUGACAUUUAAAAGCAAAUCUGAAUCAUGACGUAAUUGAUUGAUUAAUGACCUAAGGUGAUUUUUUUGUUUUUCUUCCUCCUCCUUAUCAAAAGCUUACAGACCUUCUUGUUGGAUGGGAACUUCCUCCAAAGCCUUCCAGCCGAGUUGGAAAGGAUGCAUCAGCUUAGUUAUUUAGGACUCUCUUUCAAUGAAUUCAGUGACAUUCCUGAAGUCCUGGAGAAACUGACUGCCAUGGACAAACUCUGCAUGUCUGGGAAUUGUAUGGCGACACUACAUUUGCCAAUACUAAGGAAAAUGCCACACAUAAAACAUAUAGAUCUAAGGUUAAAUGUGAUUAGAAGAUUGAUGGGAGAUGAGAGCGACUUCCUACAUCAUGUGACCCAGCUCGAUCUUCGGGAUAAUAAGCUAGGAGAGUUAGAUGCAACCAUCUUCAAUAACAUUGAAAUACUGCACUGUGAAAGGAACCAGCUGGUAGCCCUCAAAAUCAGUGGAUACUUACUUAAAGCUCUUUAUGCCACUUCAAAUGAACUCGUUCACCUCGAUGUGUAUCCAGUUCCAAAUUAUCUCACCUAUUUGGAUGUUUCCAG